Molecule: messenger RNA, 531 nt
Organism: Penicillium verrucosum
Lineage: Eukaryota; Fungi; Ascomycota; Eurotiomycetes; Eurotiales; Aspergillaceae
Exons: 2
Coding region: 1-531 (176 amino acids)
Source: RefSeq, a predicted model, not a curated record
AUGGGUUUCAUCAAUAAUGGCCAUACUUCGAGUGAUGGCUAUACCUUCAUCAAAGCUGCAUCCAAGGCCUACGCUGAACAGGAGGAUCAGAAGCGGAAGCAGAGGGAAGGUAUCCAACCUGCUUCCCAAAGGCUCCGACAAGCUUCCCAGCAACAGUUCUAUCUUGAAAACAAGCGGCGAAUGGGCUAUAAGGAUACUAGCAAAAUAAACGAUCCUUAUACCCACCCGCCGGACCUUCCACACGAGCCUCGCUCACCCCAUGACAGCAAUGUGAACAAGUCUAAGCCACAAGCACAAUCAAAAUCGACCUACGAGCCGUCAAUGCGUCGUACAACUACUAAGACCAUGGAUGACCCUCCGCCAUACGAUCCUUCACCAAAGACACAAUCCCAGUCGAUCCACCAGCCGUCAAUGGGCCGUACAAGUACAAGGACCAUGGAGGAUCCUCCUCCAUACGAUCAGAGCCACCCUUACGAAAUGCAGGUGAUUGAUAAGGCUGGAUCAGAUCAGGAACAUUCCCAGCUGAAAUAG